This is a messenger RNA of Sodiomyces alkalinus F11, 1279 nucleotides long. RefSeq names its product kinase-like protein. NCBI's taxonomy places the organism in Eukaryota, Fungi, Ascomycota, Sordariomycetes, Glomerellales, Plectosphaerellaceae. The record is from RefSeq and is a predicted model, not a curated record. The coding region runs from base 291 to 1067 and encodes 258 amino acids. The transcript has a single exon.
UUAUGGACCUUGGCGCAUUGGAUUUCAAACAGCUUCAGAUGCCGAGAUAUGCCCCAAGCACAAGAUGGACAUCAUUCGAAGGUUGGAAUUACAACGGCAUGACAGAGCGGUUGGAGGCAUUGCUUGCCAAGCUUGACAAGAGGAUCAAGCCCUGGCCACCUCGAUCCCGACCCCUGCGGGUCCGAAGGUGCCAAUAGGGGGCGCUAAAACCAUUGCCAUCCCCACACAAAAAAGGAAGGCAGCCGCCACCGACGACCGACAGCAUCUCAUACCUGCGACCUUUCGCCAGCAUGUCUACAACUGUCAGCACCACGAGCCGCUUCCUCAGUGCGCUGCAGGCGCAAGGUCGCUUGAUCUUCGAAGGUCCUCACACAGUCCGCAAAGUGGGCGAGGCGUUUCUCAUUCGGAGAGAGGCGGAGGCAAUGGAUUAUGUGAAGAAGAAUACAUCCAUUCCGAUUCCAACAGUUCUACGAGUUCACCUCGACGACGCCUCCAACGGCAAAAGCAGCUGGAUCCUCAUGCAACGGCUGUCGGGACUUGAACUUGGUACUGCUUGGCCUCAGAUGGAUGAUGACGCGCGGUCCGAAACCAUAUGUCAAUUAAGAUCAUACUUGGAGCAGCUUCAUCGACUCCGCCCAGCAACUGCCGUCGUGGGACGCAUUGGAUCGGCCUCUGGAGGUCCGGCUUGGGAUCACAGACUGAGCAAUAUGUCGACCUGUGGCCCUUUUGAGUCCGUGGCUGAAUUCCAUGAUUUUCUAGUUGCCCCCGUCCGACAAUGCCCGCGACCCGAACUGGUCGCUAAAUACCGAAGCCAACUGGCUGAUACAUACGACGUAUGCUUCGCCCAUGCAGAUCUCUCUUGGGAGAACAUUCUCGUUGAUGUUUCGACUGGGCAGAUCCAGGGUAUUCUGGACUGGGAAAUGGCAGGGUUCUGGCCGGAGUGGUGGGAGUAUAGGAAAGCUCUCUUUGGUUCUCGAAGCCAACAAUGGUGGAGGCAUAUAUUAAAGGAGGUCAUGGUGGAACGUACAAGAGAGACAGAGAUCGACAUGGAGCUAGAGAUGUUCUGAAUCGGGGCUAUCAAACUAAUCCGUCCUUACGACCCCUCGUCACAGCAUUGGCACUGCUCGUCUUCCAUUCAUUUCUCCUUCAACCAGGUUUUCAACGCCUCUGCAGUCAGAUAAUCAUAUGCGAAACCAUCCUCCUUUAGCUUUUCGAACCCUUCGAGCGCCCAGUUUUGGCAGUUCCACCCUGAAUGCUCGACAGUAUCAAUUGACACAUC